This is a messenger RNA of Epinephelus moara (kelp grouper), 1870 nucleotides long. It is a transcript of the gene foxe3, whose product is annotated as forkhead box E3. Lineage: Eukaryota; Metazoa; Chordata; Actinopteri; Perciformes; Serranidae. The record is from RefSeq and is a predicted model, not a curated record. Gene Ontology annotation, biological process: cell differentiation; anatomical structure morphogenesis; regulation of transcription by RNA polymerase II. Bases 138 to 1397 code for a protein of 419 amino acids. Gene Ontology annotation, molecular function: RNA polymerase II cis-regulatory region sequence-specific DNA binding; DNA-binding transcription factor activity, RNA polymerase II-specific. The transcript has a single exon.
AGUGCAGAACAGGGGCUAUUUUUGGCCAGAGGAGAGGAUCAUCAGUAGAUAAACUACGCACCUAACUUGGCUCUUUCACGGGCAUUCUCCCCAGCUGAUCAUUUCCACAAAAAGAAGAUCAUCACAUUGUUUCUUUUAUGAAUCUGGCAAAUUAUUCUUACUUCUCUGGCAUGUGCAACAUGACCGCAGAGACGCAGCACUCGCCCGCCGAGGCGAGUCCUGUUGUCAUGUCUCCAAAUGUCAGCCUGGACUCGCCGCUGCCUCCGCCGCCUCUCAUGCUGCAGGCCCGCUCCAAGGACAAUGUGUUGAUCAAGUCUGAGCCCCGGGGGAACAGUCCCAACACGGAGGAUGGAGCCGCUCUGGGGCAGACUGAGGAGCACCUGCCCACCGGGAGCCGCCGGAGGAAGAGGCCCGUCCAGAGGGGGAAGCCUCCCUACAGCUACAUCGCUCUCAUCGCCAUGGCCAUCGCCAACUCCCCCGAGAGGAAGCUCACCCUGGGGGGCAUUUAUAAGUUCAUCAUGGAGCGCUUUCCUUUCUACAGGGAGAACUCCAAGAAGUGGCAGAACUCCAUCCGCCACAACCUCACCCUCAACGACUGUUUUGUGAAGAUCCCCCGGGAGCCCGGCAGACCAGGUAAAGGCAACUACUGGACGUUAGACCCCGCAGCUGAGGACAUGUUUGACAACGGGAGCUUCCUGAGGAGGAGGAAAAGGUUCAAGCGCACAGAUGUGAGCACCUACCCCGGGUACAUGCAGAGCUCAAGCGCGUUUACACCAACCCCAAUGGGCAGGCCCUCGUACCCAAACACCCUGUACGCAGGGAUAGGCUCCGGUUAUGGCUCCCAGCUGACUGCAACAUCCCCGCAUCCGGCCAUGCUGCAUCACUACCAGACCUCCGCCGGGGUCGGCCAAGGACAGCCGCGCAUGUUCAGCAUCGACAACAUCAUCAGCCAGCAGACGGUGGUGCAGAGCGGCCCGGGGGGAGACCUCAACUCGCAGGCGCUGGGGCUGGGCGGAGGUGACCUGGGCACCAUGACCUCCAGCUGCUCGGUCACCGGCACCGACCCGUCUGCGUGCUUCCAGACCCAGACUGUGAACCCGUCUGCGAACAUGCUGAGCAGAAACAGCGGGAAUCUGUCAUCCAACCUGACCGCAGGGUACCCGUACUCCUCCUCGGCCUCUCCUCCAAACCUGCCCUCCAUGACCCAGUCCGGUUUCUCUCCGGGGAGCUCGCAAGUGUACUGCUCCGGCAACCGGCUGUCUCUGCCGGCCCUGCGCCCGGGCUCCUGCGCCGAGCACACGGAGCAGCUGCUGGGCCUCUCCAGCCCCAUGAACUCCUACAACAACACCUACAUGAGACAAGCCAACUUUGCGUCAGGAUUAGAGCGGUAUAUGUGAGACUUUAUAUACCAAGGAAAAUCCUAAUUAAUUAAAGGUCACUUAAUAGUCCCCUUAAUGAGUCCAUAUGAAAAACACAGGUCUGGUAUCAUGACAUAAAACAGUAUUUUUGGGACACAUAUCCAAACACAAGGCCUAUAUUUUAAAGCUUCUAUUAUGUCAAUCAUUAAACGACAGAUUUAUAAUUUCCUGUAUAAAAUUCGGUGAUUUAUUAUCUUAUCUUGACCGAGCCUCAUGAUAAAACAUUCCUAUUUUAUGAAAGCCAUUUUAGAUCCGUUUGACACAUUCCAUGACUGUAUCUCAGAGAGUUUAAUGUAUUUUAUUGUGCCACAUUUCGUUCACAGUUCCUGUGUUUUACAGUUUGUUUUUACAUAUAUUUGUUAUAUCAUCAAUUCAAGUCUGCUUUUUGUCAUGUAAAUAGUUUGUUGGUGUAUAAAACUAAAGGAUAAGAGUGUUAUGAUUGCUGACGACAG